Molecule: messenger RNA, 4972 nt
Organism: Athene cunicularia (burrowing owl)
Lineage: Eukaryota; Metazoa; Chordata; Aves; Strigiformes; Strigidae
Gene: MCMBP
Product: minichromosome maintenance complex binding protein
Exons: 15
Coding region: 150-1844 (564 amino acids)
Biological process (GO): DNA-templated DNA replication
Molecular function (GO): chromatin binding
Source: RefSeq, a predicted model, not a curated record
AAAAUGUUCCCAACUCUGAUUGGGAAAAGAAGGUAACCGAAUACUUCAAGGAGAAAUUAAAAGAAAAUAAUGCUACUAACUGGGUUCCAUCCCUGAAUGAUGUUCCUGUACAUUACCUAAAACCCAACAGUUUAGUGAAAUUUCGCUGCAUGGUUCAAGAUAUGUUUGAUCCUGAGUUUUACAUGGGAGUAUAUGAAACAGUUGACCCAAACACAAAUGCACGUGUUUUACAUUUUGGUAAAUACAGAGAUGUGGCAGAAUGUGGGCCUCAGCAGGAAAUUGAUUUGAACUCCUCACAAACAGUCACCUCAGAGAGACAGACUUUCUACUGCGUUCCAGUGCCUGGUGAAUCAGCUUGGGUGAAAGAAGCAUAUGUUAGUUCAAGCCAAGCUCGAGUUAGUCCUUCAACAUCCUACACACCAAGUCGCCACAAGAGGAGCUAUGAGGAAGAUGAAGAUAUGGAUCUACAUCCAUCUAAACAGAAAGAGCAACAUACAGGCAGCGGAGGUGAUAUCCAUGGAUGUGUGGAGCCAAAGAGAUUAGAAACAGAAGCUUCUGCAGGUCAUCAUCUCAUUUCUCCCAACUGCUCCCCUCCACUUGACUUAAAUUUUCCAUUGCCAGGAGAGAAGGGACCAGCAUGUCUUGUAAAGGUCUAUGAGAGCUGGGAUAAUUUCAAAGUCAAUGAUGUUCUGGAGGUAUAUGGUAUUUUGUCUGUGGACCCAGUGCUGAGCAUAGUAAACAAUGAAGAGAGGGACAGCUCAGCCCUCGAUCCUAUGGAGUGUAUGGACACAGCAGAAGAACAGAGAGUGCACAGUCCUCCAGCCUCAUUAGUCCCCAGAAUCCACGUGAUUUUGGCACAGAAAUUACAACACAUUAACCCAUUACUGCCUGCCUGCCUUAAUGAAGAGGAGAGUAAAACCUUUGUUACUAAUUUCAUGUCUGAGCUGUCACCAGUGAGAGCAGAGUUGCUUGGGUUCCUCACCCACGCCCUCUUGGGAGACAGUUUGGCUGCUGAAUACCUUAUAUUGCAUCUCAUCUCUACAGUUUAUGCAAGACGAGAUGUGCUUCCUCUGGGAAAAUUCACAGUCAACUUGAGUGGAUGUCCAAGAAACAGCAUCUUCACAGAGCACAUAUACCGCAUUAUCCAGCAGCUUGUUCCAGCAUCCUAUCGCCUACAAAUGACCAUUGAAAACAUGAACCAUUCACGAUUUAUCCCACACAAAGACUACGCAGCUAAUCGCUUAGUCAGUGGAGUAUUGCAGCUUGCCAGCAACACUUCCCUUGUAGUAGAUGAGACUCAGCUUGAGCAGGGACAGCUUGACACAACAGGUGUACAUAAUGUGACAGCACUGGGUAAUCUGAUAACCUGGCAGAAGGUGGAUUAUGACUUCAGUUACCACCAGAUGGAAUUCCCAUGCAAUAUUAACGUUCUUAUCACUUCAGAGGGCCGAUCGCUCCUACCGUCAGAUUGCCAAGUCCACUUACAACCACAGAUAAUUCCACCAAACAUGGAAGAGUACAUGAACAGCCUCCUAACAGCAGUGCUCCCUUCUGUGUUGAACAAAUUCCGAAUUUAUCUAAGUUUGUUGAGGCUGCUGGACUAUAGUAUAUCUGAUGAAGUGACCAAGGCAGUAGAAGAAGACUUUGUAGAAAUGCGCAAGAAUGACCCCGAGAGCAUAACAGCUGAUGAUCUGCACAGAACUCUGCUUGUAGCAAGGUUCCUGUCUCUCAGCGCGGGGCAGACGACGCUGUCACGGGAGAGGUGGCUGAGAGCAAAACAGCUGGAGGCAUUACGGAAAGUCCGACUGCAGCAACAAAAAUGUGUUAAUGGCAAUGAACUUUAAUAUUUUGUGGCUGUCACUAUGAAAAUUUGUCUAAUCCUAGAUGGAACCCAUACUAAGAUUGGAAUAUUGUUUAUACCAGUUUUUGUAGAUAAUUUAUACCAAAAAGUUAUGGAUAUUUACCCUUGCAGUCUGAACACACUUAACUCUGUUCAGCCAGUUAAACAUAUUUUAUGAAAUUUUUUUGGAGCCUGUUUUGUAAUUGAAAAUUGGUAACAACAAGCAAAUUGUUUGAUAUUAAACUUUAAUACUGAAGUUGUGUAAACCUACUUCCUUUUAAUAAGAAGAAACUUCAACCCAGAAGCAGCAGGGGUAGGCUUUAGUCUGAAAUAAGUUUGUGUUGUAAUUCUUGAAUGGCUGAAUUCUGAGGAUCAGAGCUUUUGGCUAGUCUGCAGCUGCAAGAAACACUGACUUUAGUAGCCAGAACUCUGUCCUGUUGUUCCCAUGAGCUAAGGCACAUUGUCCUCACAGCAGCAGCAUAAUAGUGAUUAUACUGUGACACAAAGAAGUGAUUUGGAUCUGAUCCAUGACAAGGUUCUAGUAUGAAACACAUCAUUAUUGUACUAGGAGAAGAGCAGGACUUCAAAACUUUUCCCAUCUGUCUAAAUGACCUUUAUUCUGGCACUUCUUUUUUUUAAAAAAGCAUUAAGUAGAGAAUGUUAGUGAUGUGCUCAUGCAAAACAUACUCUCUACAUGACCUACUACUGCAGUGUGUUUAAAUUGUUUGAAUAAUAUCAAUUAAGCAUUAAUAAUGGCCUGUAUAUAUAUCUUAUGCUGUGCAGUUUGAGCUGGUUUUCAGAGAACAGACUGGCCCUAAUAUGACUUGCAGAACUAGUUAAACAAGGGUGGUUUAAGUAGUAAAAGAGUAGUUGGGAGUAAUCCAGAAAGAUGAUAGAGUAGUAGUAAGGCUGUUCCUGUGGAGACAGCCUGCAAGUCAGCAAUGGAGCUAAUUCCAGAUUUUUCUUCAACUAAUCCUUUUCUAAACAAGAAAAAGUUUAUAUUAAGCCAAUACCACCUUCAGUUAAUGCUUUCUCUUGACUGAUAGCAUAUGAAGAGGAAUCCCCUUCACUGCUUUUUGUACAUUUUAUACUGCACAGCCCCUCUGAAACUGUCCUUUCUGCCUCUGCACACUAACUAACUGGAGUAUUUACAGUAAACACUUUUUGUGUAUCUUAAACUUGAACUCAAUUUGAUGCCCUUUCAAGUCACAGCUUAUUUCUUUGAACACUAAAAUGAACAUUCCUGGUUUGAUCUGACUUGUGCUACAUUAAUAUGAAGUUAAGCAACUGAACAAAUAUAGGAAGAAAAUGAAGUCUCUCUCCCAGAGGCAGCCUGGCUGGAAAGCUGAGUUGGUUUGUGAGCCUUGCCUUUCAGGGCUGCUUAGAGGAUGGUUUUAUAUUUCCAUGGAUUAUUUGAGACUAAUCUCCAACAUUUCGUAAGUAUUGGACAACCCCUAAGCUGGAAUACUUUUAGAUCACCAAGCAGAAAGCAAUGAACCAAUACAGCAGGUCAGGAAUUAGUUUCCAGGAAGAUAUGCCUGGAUUCCUCAUUAAGCCACGUUUUUCUAAAUGUAAGAGUGACUUUAUAGCUGUUAGUACCCUUGCCCUAGAGGACUCCUUUAAACUGCAGAAGUCACUAUGUAAGUAUUUGUAUAUAUCAUUCUCUUUCUCCUACCAAAAUAAUGGCAAGUAUUGGGAAUUUCUUCUUUCUCCAGAACAUUUCAAGUACCAAUGCUGAGGCACUUUAAGCAAUGUCAUAAUAAAUAUGAUUAUAACUUGUUUUCUUUCCUCCCUUGAGGCCAGGGUUGCAGCAGUGCAACACUAGAAGAAAAGGAUCAAAGACAAGACAUGUAUGUGCCCCUUGACUGACAGGAUCUUAUGUCUAUAACUGCCUGAAGGGAGGCUGCAAAGAGGGGGCAGGACAAGAGGCAGUGGGCACAAACUGAAACACAGGAGUUUUCCCUCUGGAUGUCAGGGAACACUUUUUACUGCUGGGGUGGUAGAGUCUUCAUCCUUGGAGAUACUCAUAAGCCAUCUGGCCAUGGUCCUAGGCCACCAGCUGCAGGUGGCCCCGAGCAGGAAACCUCCAGCCAUCCCUUCCAACCUCAACCAUCCUUUGACUCUUAAGCCAGAGAAAGUCAGGAAAACCCACCCAUCUUUGAAACUUAAAACACCACAGUCCUGGAGUACCUUAUCCCUUAACAUCAUGUGCCAAAACACAACUUUUGAUUCCACUUUUUUUAUUAAAAUAUCUCAUGUAUAUUGCCCACAUUAAAAUACAGCAGUAGUUUAAUUUUAAAUAUAGCCACAAGUAGACAUUCAAAAAACCCAAACCCACAUCACUUGUAACAAAUAAAUAAAUCAAAUUUGCUUAUCAAAGUUUCAGACCAUGAGGGUUAGAUGAUAAUAAUUUCAGACGCACUACAAGUCCUAGGACACUGUACUACCCUACCCAUAUGACACUAUUUCUUGGAACACCACGUGCAGCCUAUCUACAGUACAUGGACUAGAACACGGAGGCACUGGGUCUAUCAUGGUGGUUAUAGUUACAAACCACAGCACAGUAAGAUCCUGGUUUACAGUAGCUUUUGGAUAAUGUCCUAUACUAGAAUGGCAUGGCAAGGCAUUUUUGGGAAAGAGUAAUUUAGAUAGAUUUAAUCUUUUGACACACAUAGAUAAGGGUUGGUUUUCUUUAUCCCAUUCUCUGCAUGAGGAGUGGAUGCUUAGCCUUAUCCUGCAAGUAUACAAAGCUUGAGUUGGUAAUGAAUUUGGUUUUGAUUAGAUGCUGACAACUACAUUUUAAUGCAACACUGAUUUUAUGAAACCAUACACUUGCCUUCUGUUUUAGAAGCUAUCUGGACUUCUACAUCUGGAGAGUUAAAAUAUAGCUUAAAAAAAAGGAAGAGUACAGAGGGACACAGUGCCUGAAGGUCAGGCAUCUGGCUUGUCUUGUUCUACACAGACAAAAGUUACAGCUAAUUACCAGUGUUUGCAAUUCAGAAAAAAAAAAAGGAAUAGCUUUAGCAUGGGCAAGACAAUUAGAGGACUUUUGCUCCAUUUCCCCCUCACCUCAAAACAAGUGAGGAAAAAAAAAAUACCUACAAACUAAAUUUGCACUGCAGGAUCGUGGAU